Molecule: messenger RNA, 3100 nt
Organism: Populus trichocarpa (black cottonwood)
Lineage: Eukaryota; Viridiplantae; Streptophyta; Magnoliopsida; Malpighiales; Salicaceae
Product: protein phosphatase 2C 29
Exons: 4
Coding region: 178-2529 (783 amino acids)
Biological process (GO): protein dephosphorylation
Molecular function (GO): protein serine/threonine phosphatase activity
Source: RefSeq, a predicted model, not a curated record
CAAAGAAAAGAAAAAGGAAAUCAAAUAAACAAGUCUCCUCUCUGUCUUCCCUUUAGUUACUUUCUCUCUCUUUGAAACUUGAAAAAAAAGAGAGAGAAAAAAACAAAUUCAUUUUCUUUGAUUUUCUGAGCUCCCAAACAGAAAGUGGAAGAGAGGGGGAGGAGACUAUCAAAUGUGAUGGGAAGUGGACUCUCCACAAUCUUCCCUUGCUUCAAACCGCCAAACAACAAUCAACAGGACUUGAUUUUCACUGCUUCUGAGCCGUUAGAUGAAACCCUAGGUCACUCCUUCUGUUACGUCCGAUCUUCCAACCGUUUUCUCUCCCCUACUCCCUCCGAUCGCUUUCUCUCUCCUUCUCACUCUCUCCGUUUCUCCCCGACCCGGCCGGUACCCGAAACCGGUUUCAAGUCCAUUUCCGGCGCUUCUGUUUCUGCCAAUACUUCCACUCCUAGAACUGUCCUCCAACUUGACAAUAUCUACGACGAUGCCGCUGAUGUUAUUAACUCUUCUAAUAAUAGUGGCGGUUUUGUUACUUCUUCUAGUGGAGGUGUAAGGGUUAAUAACACUGGCAGUAUUGUGAAUAAUGUGACUGGUUUUGAGAGCACGGCGUCGUUUAGUGCGUUGCCGUUACAGCCAGUGCCACGUGGAGGGGAGGGUUUUUUUAUGUCGGGUCCGAUCGAGAGAGGCGCCCUGUCCGGUCCGCUUGACCCGAAUACUGCUGGAGCAACCGAUGGGAGUGGCGGGCGGGUGCAUUUUUCUGCUCCACUUGGUGGCAUUUAUGCAAAAAACAAAAAGAGGAGGGGGAAGGGUAUUUCGAGGAUUAAAAAGGCGAUUUAUCGGAAUAUAUCUGAGAAGAAUCGGCCGUGGGUUGUUCCGGUGUUGAAUUUUGUGAACCGGAGGGAAAACUCGGGGAUUGAAGAGGAGAGGGAGGGGAGAGAAGAAGGUGACAGUGUGCAGUGGGCAUUAGGGAAGGCAGGAGAGGAUAGGGUGCAUGUGGUUGUAUCCGAGGAACACGGGUGGUUGUUUGUUGGGGUUUAUGAUGGGUUUAAUGGACCUGAUGCGCCGGAAUUCUUGAUGGGGAAUCUUUAUAGAGCUGUUUUUAAUGAACUUCAAGGUUUGUUUUGGGAGGUUGCUGGAGAGGAGCCUCAAGAGACUAUUCACGCUGAGGGAAUUGAAAGUAAAACUGACCCAUUAAUGGAAAAGAGUGGUGCAAGUGACGUGAAGGGUUCAAUUGUGAUAAGUGAAUGCAAUUUGGUGUCAAAAACAGAUCCUUUAGAGGAAGUUUGUGUUAAAAAGGAUGGCGAUGGUUUAAUUUGUGGAAUGGCAUCUAAUGUGGUCAAUCAGGAUAGAGUGAAGAGGGUUACGUUUCAACCAGAGGAGACGGAGGGGACAGCCAGUACCCGGAGUAGGAGGUUAUGGGAGUUUCUAGCGGAGGAUGAUAUUGAAGAUGGGCUUGAUCUUUCGGGGUCAGAUAGGUUUGCUUUUUCUGUAGAUGAUGCAAUUAGUGUUGGUAAUGCCGGGUCACCUGUUAGCAGAAGGUGGUUAUUGUUGUCAAAAUUGAAACAAGGGUUGUCGAAACAUAAGGAGAGGAAGUUGUUUCCAUGGAAAUUUGGAUUGGAGGGGAAGGGGAAGGUGGAGGUGGAGGUGGAGGUGGAGAGUAGUAAAGUAGAGGAAAGGGUUUUGAAGAGGAAGUGGAAGGCAGGACCGGUUGACCAUGAGCUGGUUUUGGGGGCAUUGUCGAGGGCAUUAGAAGCGACUGAAUUAGCGUACUUGGAUAUGACAGAUAAGGUGUUGGAUACCAAUCCAGAGUUGGCAUUGAUGGGUUCAUGUUUGUUGGCUGUGUUGAUGAGGGAUGAAGAUGUGUAUGUGAUGAAUGUGGGUGAUAGCAGGGCAAUUGUUGCACAGUAUGAGCCACAAGAAGUUGGUUCCAGUGUGAAUGAAAAUGAACUAAGCACAGAGGCAAUAGUUGAAACGAGAUUGACUGCAUUGCAGCUAUCUACUGAUCACAGCACAAACAUUGAAGAAGAAGUCAUUAGAAUCAAGAACGAGCACCCAGACGAUAACCAGUGCAUUGUGAAUGACAGGGUGAAAGGUCGUCUGAUGGUUACCAGAGCGUUUGGGGCAGGAUUUCUGAAAAGGCCCAAGUUGAAUGAUGCCUUGCUGGAAAUGUUCCGAAAUGAGUAUAUCGGUACUGCACCGUAUAUAUCCUGUUCACCUUCUCUUCGUCACCAUCAACUGUGUCCAAGAGAUCAAUUUUUAGUUCUCUCAUCUGAUGGAUUAUAUCAGUAUCUGACCAAUCAGGAAGUGGUUUCUCAUAUUGAGAGUUUCAUGGAGAAGUUUCCAGAUGGAGACCCUGCACAGCACCUGAUAGAGGAGCUUCUUUUUCGUGCAGCAAGGAAAGCUGGGAUGGAUUUCCAUGAAUUACUGGACAUCCCACAAGGAGAUCGCAGAAAGUACCAUGAUGAUGUUACUGUUAUGGUGAUAUCGCUUGAAGGAAGAAUCUGGAAAUCAUCAGGAAAGUACCUUUAAAAGUCUUCGUACUUUGGGCGAUGUCUCAACUGCUGAUGACCUUUCUACACUAUUUGGGAUGGAGUUUCAAUUCUCCGGUCUAGUUUUCUGUGAGCAGUUUAGAGAGUUUCAAUUCUGACCCAUUUUUGAUGGCUCAUAGAACCUUACUUGGGGUGGUAUACAGUAUAACAGGGGUAAAGUCCCAAAUGAUUUGGGCAAAUACUAAUGCUAGGUGUCUGUCAAUAGCUCGGUAGAUGUCCUGAGGAUAAAAAGCAAUCAGGCAAAACAAUGGAUGGGGGUUAGCAACUGCUCUAGGAAUUAAAAGAAAAAGAAAAGUCCUUUUUCCUUUUUUGUUUAGGCACAGAUGUUUGCAUAGGUGGAGGCUCACUCCAUUCAUAGUUGCCUUUAUUUUUCUUUCUUUUCAUUUUUUCAUUUCUUUUUUUUUUAAGAGCAAAAAGAAGGGGGGGAACGUUUGUAAUAUGGUGAGGGGUAUACUGAACUAGAGAACGUCCUGGUUAAAGGUGAGCUCUGUAAUUUUGAAGGUGGAUCUUCCACCUCUGCGGUUUAAAAAGAAAUGGGAGUUUUCUUCUCA